AUGGCUAUGGUUACACAUUUACUAGGGUUAUGCCUCUUGUGUACAAGUGUCGUCUUGGCAGACGAUUCUUCGUACGUUAAGUUACACUAUCGAACACCUUAUGACUUGCUAUUCUUUAGCGAUUUUCUUGUCAAUGCCACAUUUGGAAGUUCUUCCGAAGAGGUCAGCAUGCUUCUAUCGUUAGACUCUGCUGAUCUGUGGGUCAUUGCUGAUAAUGCAGUAUGUUACGAUAACGGGACUUCUGAGGAAUGUCCGCAAGCUUAUGGUUCAUAUAAUUUUGAUUCCUCUAAUAAAGUUGGUGGUGCCAAUGAUUCCUCAUUCGAGUACCCCAACUACUCAAGUAACGAUGGGUUUAUCAACAGAGGUGUAUGGGGCGAGGACAAGCUUUCUAUUUCAAAAGAUGAUGUUGAUUUAGACGAUUUCAAGUUUGGAGUGGUGGAGAAGGCAAAUUUAACUGGUCAAGAUCCCUAUGGUGUAUUAGCUUUGGGCUUCAAUUCAACUUCAGAUGAUUCGUCUAAUCUCCUUUCUUAUUUAAAGGCAAAGGGGAAGAUCAACCGUCGUGUUGUUUCAUUUAUUCACGAUAACCUCACGGAAAAUACGGGGUAUGCUCUUCUAGGAGCUGUUGACCAAGCCAAGUUUGUUGGUGAUUUACAAUCAUUACCGAUGGUGAACUCAAACAUGUAUCCUUCAAAUUCCAACUUCUCCUCAGGUAAGUUUCAAGCAGUAUUAAGUGAGUUGGCUAUCAAUAAUCUUAAGUCAAGAACUGUUGUCACUAAAUCAUCUUACCCCGUUGUGUUUACUACCAACCUGGACUUUGUCUACCUUCCUCCUGCAGUAUUUGAAAACCUUGCCAUAUUGUCUAAUGCAAACAUCAGUUUUGCAAAUUUUAUUUUUGAUUGUCCUAAAUACGACAGCUCCAUCUACAUUGAGUUCAAUUUCAACGGAAUUAACGUUACCAUUCCUUACACUAGUUUUAUGUUUUCUUUUGUUGAAGACAAAUGCAAUUUAGGUUUUACUGUUCAAGAACAAGGUGAUUUUAUUGUGUUGGGCCGGUCCUUUUUGAAGAGUGCAUAUGUUGGCUUUGAUCUUGAUCUGUCUGAAGUUCUUUUAGCUCCAAGAUAUUAUACUUCUGAUGAGUUGAUUGCCGUUGCCGAUGCUAGUACAGGAGUUCCCGACGUAACUAAGGCUAGUGCUUAUUCCUCAACAUCAAUAUCAUCUCCCACUGAAGUACAAGCGACGGCUUCAGCAGUCAAGUACUCUACGGCGUAG
Messenger RNA from Lizanozyma spartinae, 1269 nucleotides. RefSeq lists its product as uncharacterized. Gene Ontology annotation, molecular function: aspartic-type endopeptidase activity. The coding region runs from base 1 to 1269 and encodes 422 amino acids. NCBI's taxonomy places the organism in Eukaryota, Fungi, Ascomycota, Pichiomycetes, Serinales, Debaryomycetaceae. The transcript has a single exon. The record is from RefSeq and is a predicted model, not a curated record. Gene Ontology annotation, biological process: proteolysis.